This is a messenger RNA of Athene cunicularia (burrowing owl), 4330 nucleotides long. It is a transcript of the gene CRLF3, whose product is annotated as cytokine receptor like factor 3. Gene Ontology annotation, molecular function: protein binding. The coding region runs from base 425 to 1528 and encodes 367 amino acids. NCBI's taxonomy places the organism in Eukaryota, Metazoa, Chordata, Aves, Strigiformes, Strigidae. The record is from RefSeq and is a predicted model, not a curated record. The transcript is spliced from 7 exons.
GGAAAGACCUACAGAGCAUUCAGACUUUUCUGACAAGAAAAAUCUAAGUAUAUUGUACAUGUAACAUUUAAGUACAUGUAACCCAAUUUGUAUUUUGUUUAGUGAAUGUGCUCUUCCCCUUGCCCAGGCUAGUUUCUUUGCCUCCUUCCCUGCUGUAUGUGUACUAAAAAUUACUGCACCAGUUUGUUACCUGCUGAUGGUCCUUUUUUUAAAGCUGACUUCACACGCAGCUUUUCACCAGCAGAUGCAGAUAAGGUGGUUCAGAAAAAUAAAAGAUGUGCACGGCCUUUGCUUUUGUCCUGAAUCCUUCUUUCCUGUUACCUGAAUUUAGAUCAGAGAAAGUGCAAGAUUGACCAGAGAUGUACUUGAGCAACAUUUUAAUGAUUUAAAAGGGACCCUAAAGAAGCUGUUGGAUGAGCGACUGAUGUCACUGCUGCAGGAAGUGGAUGCUAUAGAACAAGAGAGCAUCAAACCCUUGGAUGAAUGCCAGAAGCUAAUAGAGCACGGAGUCAGUACAGCCGAUGAUCUGCUCCGGGAAGGAGAGAGUGCAGUCCAUGGAGAUGUGGGACAACACAAUGAGAAACUUUGCAGCUUUACAAAAAAAGCUUUACAUAUUCAGCUAGAUAGUUUACCAGAAAUACCCUCCUUGGUUGACGUGCCUUGUUUAUCUGCCCAGCUGGAUGAUUGCCUCCUUACUAUAUUGAAAAAUCAAAUAUUCAGACAUGGAACUGUGGCAUCUCGCCCACCUGUACAGCUAGAGGAAUUUGUUGAGAAGCCUGGAGGUAUUUUAGUCCGAUGGUGUAAGGUGGAUGAUGAUUUCAUACCACAAGAUUACCGACUGCAGUAUCGUAAGAGUACUGCCAGUCACUUUGAAGAUGUGUAUGUCGGCUCGGAGACAGAGUUCAUAGUGCUGCAUAUCGAUCCUAACGUUGAUUACCAGUUCAGAGUCUGUGCCCGAGGAGAUGGACGGCAGGAGUGGAGUCCGUGGAGUGUUCCUCAGAUCGGCCAUACCACACUAGUUCCCCAUGAAUGGACAGCUGGUUUGGAGGGUUACAGCUUGAGCAGUCGAAGAAACAUAGCACUUCGAAAUGAUUCUCAGUCGUGCGGUGUGCUCUACUCCAAAGCUCCUACUUAUUUCUGUGGGCAAACAUUAACAUUCAGAAUUGAAACUGUGGGACAGCCAGACAGACGAGACAGCCUAGGAGUGUGUGUGGAGCAGCAGAACGGUUAUGAUUCUUUGCAGAGGGAUAAAGCUGUGUGCAUUAGCACAAACGGGGCAGUAUUUGUAAAUGGAAAAGAGAUGACAAACCAACUGCCUGCUGUUACUUCGGGAUCGACUGUGACGUUUGACAUGGAAGUUGUGCAGUUAGGCCCUUCCAGCAAUGAGGGAGGAAACUUCAAGCUUCGAGUAACCAUUAGCUCUAACAACAGAGAAGUGGUCUUUGACUGGGUACUUGAUCAGUGCUGUGUCUCUUUGUAUUUUGGAUGUUCAUUUUCAUACCCAGGCUGGAAAGUUUUGGUGUUUUAACAGUGAGUGAAGGGAUUUUUGUUCUUGCUAUAAAGUGUAAUGUUAAAACCUGGGUUUCCAGCUGUUUGACAUCAGUCUGUUAAGAAAAAUGUGUCUUUAUAUUACUUGAACUCCACUAUGUUGUACUCCCUACUGGAUUAAUUUAAAAAAAAUAAUUGUGAAACAUUGGAUUUGUUACUCUGGAAAAAGCUAGAAACAGGCAUUUGCGUAGACAAGUUAACUUAAGCAGUCCCUAAGACCUUUCCUUUUUUUUUUUUUCUCCAGACUUGAUUUUUGUCAGUAUUUCAUUGUACUCUAGUCUCAGGGUACGUGUGUUGUGUAGAAUUGACUUUGCUUAAUGCUGCUGUUCUGUGAAAUAAGCCUGUAAACGUUUAAGGGGUAGAGGGGUGGUAAUGGACCAAAGUUUUAUUUAUACCACUCAAAAAGAACAAAGUAUUUAGAACAGUGAUGUCCUGCUAUGCUUCCUUGUACACAAUGCUGCCUUAAGAGUAUGAAUGGAUAGUGGUUUCUGCAUGCAGCAGCUAUUUCUUCCAUGCACGGUACUGUUCAUUCCUCUGAGCAAGGACAUCUGAGCCAUAAUGUCCGUUUAAAGAUGUAGCGAGUCAAGUGAGAUAUUAACUAAGUGCCUUAUUUCCAGAUAUUUUUUUAACUGUUCUAUGUGUCUGUUGUCACUUGGAAUAUAUUUUCUAAAGUAGUUGCAUGGUUAUGCUUACGUCAACUUAAUGCGGAUGCUUGCCUCAAACUAGACCAAUACCUAGAGUAGGACAGUUAUCCUGAUGUCAGGGCAAGUCUUAGCAAUUUAGUACUUGGGCACAACAUGCAGAGUGGCAGCCACAGUUCCUCACAGAGCCCUUCUAAAAGACAGCCUUCUUUCUGUUGUCUCAGUUGCUGGACAAGGGGAGUGCUGUUCUGAUGUGCAGGAUUCCUGGAAAUCCCAGACAGCCACCUGGGAACGCCUUGCAUUUGUGUGCAAUAGUGCAGGUGGGUGGUCUGAGCACUGGGGCUGGACUAGGCUGCUCUGGCAAGCUGGGCCUGCUGCUGCAGAUCCACCUGGGGAGAUGGAGAGGGAUCUGGGUACAGGCUUAGGGCAGACCCCACUGGCACAGAUUUGACCUGUGGCAGUCCAAAUGGAGCAGAGGGUGGUAAUUUAGCUCCCUUCCAUGUAAUAGAAUGGGAUAAGAAAUUGUGAUUGAUUAAUAGACUCUGAAUUCAGAAGUUACAUAAAAUUACCACUAUUUCCCCUAAGGGAAAUGAACUUAUCAAAGCAAGCCUAUUCCUCGCUUUGUUAAGUUCAGAAGAUUUGCAAUACUGCUGGAUUUAAAGAAUAUUUAAAAGUAACACAAAGGGCCUUCUUACCUCAAGCUCAAUUAAAAUUAAAAAUAUUUUAGCAUGGUAGAAUAGCAAUAUUUAUAAAACCUAGACAAUCAUUCUGCCCUUUUCCCUUCAGUGUCAACAUGCUACAUUAGCCCUCUCUGCUAGCAUAAAAAGCUUAAUUUACAUUAGAUUAAUAUCCCCCAUACUCACAUUGUCAGUACAAAAAGAUUAGUCAUCGUGCCUGUUUUUUUCCCAAGCACCUGUAGUAGGGAUGAAAGAAUUUCAGAAGAGGAAAAUGGCUAUUGGUAUUUAUACCAUUUACAAGAAAAUAAUUGUGAGUAGAUUCAGAUGGAUGCACCUAACUUGCACAGGGAAGUUAGGUCAGAAUUUACUGUAAGACAAAGUGAGGAAGACUGGACACCUGCAGGUAAGAUUAUCCAGUGUUAGCAACAAAAAGCCUGCAGUAUUCUCAGUUUUUCAAGCUUAUUUCACUGUUAAGGGAGUAAGAGAAUGCUAGUUUAUCCUGUACUUUCAGUGUUCUUUUGAAUUAUCCUGUCAAGUAUUUUCAAUACUUUCAAAAGAUGGUUCUUUUCCUGUAGUAAGUCCUGUUUAGAAAGGGUCAGGCUGGCAGCAGCGGACUUGUCCUGCUCCACCCAGUAGCACUGGUAAUUUUACAUACACACUUCAGGUGACAGGUACUAGUUGUAACUUAGUACUUUUAACAUAUGGAAACUAAAAUUGUGAGUAUCUACACUUCUGAGGUACCAACAGGUCAGGUACCUUUUCAUCUGCCUUUGGAGGGGCUAGUCAGACUAUUAAUUCUGCAGGGUAUUUACUUACAUAUUAUAAAAUAAAGCUUAAGCCUUGAAUUCAGGUACUUGCAGAGACGGUAAGGCCAUGUCCGUUCAGAAUAUACAUACAAAGCAGCUAAAGAUGACUGUGAAGGGCCCCAGGAGGCCCUUGCUGCUCCCCUUGAGAGCUGAAGAUGACAAUAGAAGAAAUAGUUUUUCUGACUUCAGUCUUUAGCUGUAUGUUGAACAAGGGCAGCUUGCCAGUUUUGGGUUGGUUUUGGGUUUUUGUGGGUUUUUUUCCACCUUAGCAUAAGCCUAGCUGUCCAAAUUACAAUUUAGGUACUGUUCAGCCACCUCUUAACAGCUGCACCUUUUAAACCUGGGAGGGGGCAAGAGUCUCAGGGCAAGAGACUUGAGUAAUAAAGUAACAAAGUGUGCAAAGAAUCAGAAGACACGUGAAUUACAAAGGUUUAAAUUCUGUUCUUCCACAGUGGAGUUCAGCUAGAUAGAAAACUUGACACUUCCUCUGUAAUUUUUCACCUCUAGCUAUUGGAGCCUUGCUGGCAUGUUAAAUGCUUAUGAAAUCCAAUCCUGAAAGUUGUUUUCUUAAGCUAGUAUAUUCACUUACCUCAACUAAGACUUGUGUCAAGUGAAAUCUGAAUUUUUUAAAAAAAUAAAGUUCUAUCCCUUGACUGUG